UUGCCAUAAAGAACUUUCAUUCGUUUACUCGCGUUUUGAUGAGUGAGUGAGUGUUUUGACAAUCAGUCGUUAAAGGAAAGUGAGUUGUGUUUGGCCGAUUAGAAAAAAAAUGCCAGCUCCAGCAAGUGCAACUUCAGUGGGAAGUGGUUCCCGUUCACCCAGCAAAUUAUCGGCGCCACGUACAGCUGGUGCCGGUGGUAAUUUGAAGCAACGCAAAACUACGAGCAGCAGUGGUGCGGCUAAAAGCCGUGCUACAGGUGGGGCUGGUACGGGCGGUAUGUGGCGUUUUUAUACUGACGAUUCGCCUGGUAUUAAAGUUGGUCCUGUGCCAGUUCUAGUAAUGUCGCUGUUGUUCAUUGCAUCCGUGUUUAUGCUGCACAUUUGGGGCAAAUACAAUCGAUCUUAGAUUUGAAUGAAAAACAUUUACGCAGGUUACUUUCAAAAUACAUCUACUACAGUGGCACCCGAUCGCUAAUGUCGACGUCAUCAAUUCAAGCAAAAUGUUUACUAUAAAAAAAGUUACCAUUAACUUUUCUACUUUUUUUCUAUUUUAAACAUUUCCUUUUAAUUUAAGAUUUCAUAAUUUAAUAAUUAAUUAACUAUAAUGUUAAACUUUGAUUUAUAAAUUGAAAGAGACUUAGUUUGAUUUGUUUAGAACUUAUGCUAAUUUGCAAGCUCUGAUUAUAAUUGUGCAUUAAGGAAUUUUUUAUUUGUACGCGCGAAAAAAUAAAUUUUAAGAAAAAGUCAA
Molecule: messenger RNA, 748 nt
Organism: Glossina fuscipes
Lineage: Eukaryota; Metazoa; Arthropoda; Insecta; Diptera; Glossinidae
Gene: Sec61beta
Product: protein transport protein Sec61 subunit beta
Exons: 1
Coding region: 110-406 (98 amino acids)
Biological process (GO): intracellular protein transport
Cellular component (GO): Sec61 translocon complex
Source: RefSeq, a predicted model, not a curated record